CAUCAGGUCCUGCUCUUUGGUGGUGGGAUAACAGAGCACCCUGAGCACUACUUAAAACAACAUAGUUGAGAAAGCUAAGUCUCUUUAUUUAAGUAUCACUGUCCAGUGUAGUUUGUGUGUAUAUAUAUUUAUAUAUAUAUAUUUCUGUCGGGUUUCAGAUUGGUAUGUCGAAUAACAACAGUUCCUUGCGGAAUAAACGACCUCAAGUUGGGAGCAUGAAAGAAUUGGUCGAGAAUAUCGUCAAGGGUCCUUCAAGAGAUGGGUCAUCUCAAAUGGAGAUCCUGUUGCCAGCAGAGAAGGAAUUCCUUAAUGCUGCUAAAAGUGAUGAUAUAAAUACUUUGGCAAGAUGCUUACAGAAGAAGGUCCAGAUUAACAUUAAGACUGAAUUGGAUCGCACCGCCUUACAUUUUGCUGUUGCUAACAUGAAUGAAAAUGCUGUUGCCUUUCUUCUCAAACACAAUGCAGUGGUGGACAUUAAAGAUAAGCAUGGAAUGAAUGCAUUCCUUCUUGCAGCCUGGUUUGGAAACCUCAGUAUUAUGAAAAUGUUGGUAGAAAAAGGUGCUGAUCGAAAAUCCACAAAUCAGGAAGGAAUGAAUGCACUCCACUGCGCUGCUCAAAAAAAUCAAGUUUCAAUUGUACAAUAUAUUGUUAAAGAUUUGCAGUUGAAUUUGAACAAGCCCACAGAGGAAGGCAAAAAGUCAUAUCACUUGGCAGCUGAAAAUGGAUGUCUUGAAAUGGCAGAGACGUUGAAGGAAUUUGAAUAUAAUACACAGGAGAAGGACAAAGAAGGUAACACGGCCUUGCACCUUGCUGCCAAGAAUGGUCACACAGCGGUACUGGAGGAGCUGCUGAGAGAAUGGAAUCUAAUAGAUGAAGCGAAUGAGGAGGGUGAGACUGCAUUCUAUCUGGCUGCUGUAGGAAACCACCAGGAAUGUGUGAAACUGCUGAUGGAAGCAGGAAGUGACAUCAAUAUUUUACCAAAGACCAAUUUGAGUCCCUUGCAUAUCGCAGCUGCGAGAGGUGAUAGUUCCAUGGCCUUGGUUCUUAUUGACGCUGGAAUUGCUUGUAAUGAUCAAAAUAAUAGAAAGGAAUCUCCUCUACAUUUAGCCGUUAAAAACGUACAAACUUUAGUCGCCCAGCUCCUUGUGGAAUCCAAGUGUGAUGUUAACAUUUUGGAUGAGAGAAACCAGAAUCCAUUGCAUCUGGCAGCUGAGCUUGGAAGAGCUGACUUGGUGGAACUGCUCCUGAAAGCGGAUACUGACCUAAAACAAAAGGACAAGCAAGGUAAAACUUCGCUGGGAGUGGCAGCAAGAGUCAACCACAUCAUUAUUGUGGAUAUGAUCAUUAAAGCAGAAAGAUAUUAUGCAUGGAAAGAGGAAAUACAGGACAGCACAGCAAUCCCAGCAAGCAGUUACCCAUUAACGUUCAAACCAGACCACACCACACAGACGAGCCAGCUCCGGACAGCCAUAUGGAGUAUGGCAUACCAUAGCUUGAAACCAAAGGAUUGGAAGAAACUUGCGUUGCUGUGGAAUUUCACUGAGGAGCAGAUUAAAGGAAUUGAGGAACAAUGGACAGGACCAAAAAGUUAUAAGGAACAUGGCCACAGGAUGUUGCUGAUCUGGUUACAUGGAAUCCUUUUAACUGGCAAGAACCCAGUCAAGGACUUGUAUGAGGCGCUACUUAAUAUUGAACAGAGGAACUUAGCUGAAAAGAUCAGAAAGGAAAUUAAUGGCGUGCAAUCUCCACAGAAGUGCAGUGUUUCCUAAAGCUUGCAUUGCUUAAUUUGGAGCCAAUGAUGAGGCAGUCUGCUGCUCAGGUGAAUUGCAAGGCAACAUACAGGGCUGCUUUGUAAGAAGCUCAUGUCACAAGACCAUCCUUGCCCUAUCCCAAAUGAAGUAUAUAACAUAGAUAAAAACAAAAAACUGCGGAUGCUGGAAAUCCAAAACAAAUAGUGGACGCUUCAACAGAACAGGACUCGAAACGUCAACUCUUUUCUUCUCCGCCGAUGCUGCCAGACCUGCUGAGUUUUUCCAGGUAAUUCUGUUUUUGUUUUGAAGUAUAUAACAUGUUGACUGUUUACUGUAACUACAAAGAUGGUGUCAGUUCUGAGAGCUUGGAAACAUUUUUUUGAUCAUUUUAUACAUGAUUUGACGGAUUCUUCAAAAAUCACUACUGGUGCUGCUGCAGUGAUAUACAGAACAUUGGUGAAAUGGAGCCCUGGAUGAAACAGUGGAGGCAAAACCUCUGCGCAUCAAAUAACCAAAUGGGAGAACUAGUAUCUUCCUGGCUGAAUUAGACAGGUAGAAUGACCUUCAUUAUUGAUAACUGUUCUAUAAAGAUGAAUUCAGAACUACCAUUUAGCUGUGGCUAAAGCUCUAGCAUUCUCUCCCUAAACCUCUCCACUUCAAUUUCCUCCAUUAAGCAUCUCUUAAGAUCUACAACUUUGACCCAAGCUUUUGUGCUCAUGUGGCUGUGUAAAAUUUUGUUUAACACUCCUAUGAAGUGCUUUGGUACAUUUUACUACUUUGGGACAUUUUACUACAUUUAAAGGCACUGUAUGAAUAUAUGCUGUUGUAGAAAAAACUUUAUUACAAAUCAAAGGAAGGACAAGUCCAUUUAGUAAUAUUCCUCCUAAAAAGGAGUUUGGGCAACCAUCAGUAAGGAGAAAUUCUUUAUCCAAAAUAAAGAUGGGUAUAUAAAUGUGAGGCAUUACUAUAACCGAUAGUGGUCACUAGUAAUGACAUUGGUAAUGUGUCAAGAUUUAUGAAGUCAAACACAUGAUAGAGCAAACAUUUAGUAUUUAACAAUCAGUUCCUUUUUCUUUCCUUCCAUUAAUGAGCUACUAACCAGAUAGCCCCUUACCCAUAUUAUGUUCUUCCAUAGCUUUAUAUUUGUAGUGGUAGUGUCACUGGACUAGUAAUCCAGAAGCCCAGGCUAAUGCUCUAGGAAUGUAGGUUCAAAUCCCAUCACGGCAGGUGGUGUACUUUAAAUUCAAUUAAUUAAUAUGCUCAAUUAAUUUAAAAAAAAAUCUAGAAUUGAAAAUUAGUAGUUUUAUGGUCAUCAUAACUCAGACUAACAAAUGUUGUAAAAAUUAAUCUGGUUUACAACUGUCCUUUAGGGAAGGAAAUCUACCAUCUUUACCUAUCCUGGUCUACAUCUGACUCCAGACCCACAGCAAUGUGGUUGACUCUUAACUGCCCUCUGAAAAAGUGAGGCAGGCAAGCCACUCAGUUCUACCAAACCGCUACAGAAAAGCCCUGCAGCAGUUCAAGGCAGUAGCUUACUACGUCUAUCUCAAGGGCAUGACAGUUGGGCAACAAAUGCUGGUCUUACCAGCAAUGCCCACAUCCCAUGAAAAGAAAAAACCAUUACAAGGAAACACAAAUAAAAGAAGAGUCAACUUGCAUCAAGUGCAGUUUCAUUUUGGAGAUGUAAAAUAAAU
This is a messenger RNA of Carcharodon carcharias (great white shark), 3445 nucleotides long. Its product is annotated as ankyrin repeat and death domain-containing protein 1A-like. Gene Ontology annotation, molecular function: RNA nuclease activity; protein binding; RNA binding. The record is from RefSeq and is a predicted model, not a curated record. NCBI's taxonomy places the organism in Eukaryota, Metazoa, Chordata, Chondrichthyes, Lamniformes, Lamnidae. The transcript has 15 exons. The coding region runs from base 165 to 1769 and encodes 534 amino acids. Gene Ontology annotation, biological process: signal transduction; RNA processing.